UAUUUCUUUAUUUCCAACAGGCAGGUUAAUGCACCUCUACGCCAUCUGCGUAGACUGUUUAGAAGGCGUCCACAAGAUUGUCUGCAUCAAGUGCAAGUCACGCUGGGACGGGAGCUGGCACCAACUGGGCACCAUGUACACCUACGAUAUACUGGCUGCUUCACCGUGUUGCCAGGCUCGUCUCAACUGUAAACACUGCGGGAAGCCGGUGGUGGACGUUCGAGUUGGGAUGCAGUAUUUCUCUGAGUACAGCAACGUCCAGCAGUGCCCUCACUGUGGCAACCUGGACUAUCACUUCGUUAAACCUUUCUCCUCCUACAAAGUACUCGAGGCUUAUUGACAAAUGCUGUUCAUGCAUGCUAGUUAAGCUGCUUUUGAUCCAAUUUGUAUUCUAACACAAUCUAGGAAAGAUUUUAUUUUUUGGGCCUUAAGGUGGUUUUAUGUUUUAAGUUCUCUCUCUUGAUUUCUUUUUUAUGUACAGGAAAAGUAUGACUCUAGUUUAAAAAAAAAAAAGAGUUCCAAGACAGUAUCUCUGCUGUUAGAGAAAAGUGUUGAUAAAGUGUGAAACUGACACAUCAGUCAAACACAUUUAUCUGUGACAAGUGAAUGUAUCUGUAUGCCAAAUUUGCUUUUAUUUUUUACCAAAAAAAAACCCCAUACAAAUGACUCUUGAAUAAAGCAGAGAAAGAUGUA
This is a messenger RNA of Micropterus dolomieu (smallmouth bass), 693 nucleotides long. Its product is annotated as headcase protein homolog. Bases 29 to 340 code for a protein of 103 amino acids. NCBI's taxonomy places the organism in Eukaryota, Metazoa, Chordata, Actinopteri, Centrarchiformes, Centrarchidae. The record is from RefSeq and is a predicted model, not a curated record. The transcript has 2 exons.